Molecule: messenger RNA, 6738 nt
Organism: Protopterus annectens (West African lungfish)
Lineage: Eukaryota; Metazoa; Chordata; Ceratodontiformes; Protopteridae
Gene: TACC2
Product: transforming acidic coiled-coil containing protein 2
Biological process (GO): mitotic spindle organization; cerebral cortex development; cell population proliferation
Cellular component (GO): cytoplasm
Source: RefSeq, a predicted model, not a curated record
UGUAGAUGUGCAUAAUCAGUAUGAAGAAUCAGCUGUAGAUGUGCAUAAUCAAUAUGAAGAAUCAGCUGUAGAUGUGCAUAACCAACAUGAAGAAUCAGCUGUAGAAGUGUAUAAGCAACAUGAAGAAUCAGCUGUAGAUGUGCAUAACCAACAUGAAGAAUCAGCUGUAGAUGUGCAUAACCAACACGAAGAAUCAGCUGUAGAUGUGCAUAACCAACACGAAGAAUCAGCUGUGCCAAUAAAAGUAAAUAUUUUCUCAAAUGAUGAGGCUCCCCUUGUUAAAAAAGCUGAUCUUUCUGAAAACAAUGAGCUUUACUUUGAGAAAUCCACAAUGCAGCCUCAUUUUAAUGCCAUUACUGCUGAUUAUGAGUUACCAAAACUGACAGCUGAUGAUAGUGGUAGAGAAGCCUGUAGAAUUGAAAGUAUACACAAUCUUCCUGAAAAUAAUACAGGUAUUCAGCUUGAUAAACCACUUACUCAAGAAAUACCAGAACUUCCUGAAGGAAGUAACGUAGACCUCAGUACAAUAAGUGCUACCUUCAUUACAACAGGUUUAACUGAAAAUGACAUACCAAAUAAUUUGGAUAGUGAUACAGAGUUACAAAAAGCAGACAGCUGCACACCUCACAAUGACAGCAUUGAGAACAAAGAUUUAUUUACAUUUAGCUGUGAUAUGAAACAAGUGGAAGUUUAUAAAGAGCAAGCAGAAAAGGUGGAUGAAAUAAAAAUUAAUGAUCAUUCAGAAUAUCUGUCAGAUGUAAGUCAAAAUAGGGAAGACCUGAUUUCAGGCAAUGGUAAUCAACAAGAAACAUACUGCAGCUCUGAUACCACAUCAGUUCCUCAAGACAAAGAGAAGGGCGUACUGCCAAAAAGUGACAUUGAUAAGACAUCAAAUCAACAUGAAGAAACAUCUGGUUCACAGAUUAUUACAAAAACUAGUGACCUGGAUGAGAAUUAUUUGGGCCAAAACACAGACACUGAGCAGCCUGAAGCAAACAAAGCUGAAGAUGAUGAAGUUGUAAAACUGCAGAUGGUUGACAGAAUGAAAUCUGACUUGGACAGUUCUGGAGAACUUAUGGUAUUACAAGGUGAAUCUGAAGGUGUACAUAGCAGCAUUAAAAAUCAGAAUGAAGAUGUUAUUGGUAGUGCAUGCCUGUCGCUGGAAAGUGUUACAGAAAAUUAUUUAGAGACUGAAUCUUCAGACAGUAUUGCAGCAUUUCAGCAUGCAGACUCCAUAAAGCCCCCAGAGAAUAGCUUUGAUACAAGUCAGGACCAUACAGUUGAAGAGUUGAAUUCAGAAGAUGUGAAAGAGAAAGAGAUGGAAAACAAGAUGGUUAAUAACAGUGACGUAAUCAACAUCAAAGAAAAUGUGUAUCUCCUACCAGAUGUUGAAAUGAAUCUCUCCAGCCCUGCUAUUCCAAUUAAGUGUCAGGAUAAUGAAAGGGAUGAGACUUGUAAUGACAUUCAGGUUAAAGACACUUAUACCUCUGCUGCUGAUGAACCUGCCGAAUUACAUAACCUGAGACAACGUUCCAUCUCUGAUUUAAUCCAAAAGGACGAUGAAUCACAAGGAAGCACAACUGAUGAAUGUGGAAAAAUACAACAGACUAAAGCUGAACUAGAGUUAUAUGAACCAGAUAAUUACAGUUUACAGUUGAAGCCAGAAGAUGUAGCAUCACUAAAAUAUGAAGAGAAAUUACAGCUGCCUUGUUUUGCUACAGCUUUAGAAUCUGGAAUAACAAUUACUGAUCAGCACACUAUCAGUGAUGAGGAUUCAGGAAAUUUGGGUAUUCUGAGUAGUAAUUCUACAGGAACGCUAGGAGCACAGCAGUUUCAUGAGGACUUAACUGAAUUAACCAUGGGAAAUGAAUGUCAGAAAAUGGUUGACACUGUCAUCAGUGUAACAACGGAAAGUGAAACAAGACCUUUUGACUUAGUUACUGAGACUGUAGACACUGCAGUACUACUAGCCUCAGGCUCUGUGGAUGAAGAUACUGUUGGUAUGAAAGAAUUUUUGAGGACCUUUCCUCAUCCUGAGGAAUCUGCUGUGGAAGACAAUACUUUAAAAAGAAGUUCCGAAUUUCAUAAGCCGAGUGUUGACUCAUGGGUUAGCAAUGACAUCACAUCAGAAAAGGACUCCUUACAAUUAAGUUACUCUAAUGAGACUAAAGAAAAAAAUGAAACUGAAAAUAAAGCUGUGAAUCUUGAAGAUAACUCAGAAAGCCUUUGUAUUGUGGGAGAAACAAUGUCCAGCACAGCACAACUUACGCCCUAUCUUGCUACUGCAGCUGAUGAGGAGUUUCCCAGAGUGAUCCCUGAUAAGGAAACUGCGAGUAAUUUGUCUGCUUCUGACAUUAAUGCACUGCAGAAUAGUAGCCCAGAAGCCACAGCUAUAUUUCCAGAGGAAGCAGAGUUACCACUGCCAAAAGACGGUUUACUAGAAAUUAACUACCGUAGUUGCACAGUAGAAGUUGAAACAAGUGAUGGAAAUACCACAGAAAACAACACGCUGGCACUUGGAAAUCUAGAGCAAAUUCUUCACCCUGCAACUACUUGUGAAAGCAGUGUUUGUAGCUUGCAAAAUAACCUGUCUGUGAAAGAAGAUCACCUUACAGUUGAUUCUAGCAAGGCCAUCAACAUUUUAAAUGAAACAACAAAACAAAAAGAGGCGGAUGAAUACAGCCAAUUUGAGGGCUCUGUCCCUGAGGUUUUAGAUGAUCUAACUGGUGAACAAAAAGCUGGCUUCUUACAGUCUGACAUAACUUCAGAAACGGAGAUUUUAGAAGUGCUGCCAGCCAGCAGUGGCCAGCAUGAAGAUUCACCUAAUUCACAUGAACUGAUCAACAAAGAAACAUUUUUUCAAGGUGAAGAACAACUAUAUGCUGGACAGCAGGAAAAUGAAAAUCAGCAGGCACUAUCAUCAGUAGGCCAUUGUCAAGAGAGCAGCACCUUGGAGAAGACAAAUGUUUUUAUGAGAUCAGAAUCUACUCUAGUCACCCUAAGUGAAGACAAGCAAAUUCAAAAUACAGAAGCAAAAAGCUCUCUCACAGAAGAAGAAAAGAAGACCUUUACAAUGUCUUCCUCUUUUGAUGAAAUAAAUUUAAAAGUAUCCAAAACUGCCGAGGAGCAGCCAUCAGUUCAAGGGUCUGUCCGAGAUGGAUUAACAUCUGAAAGUGUGUCUUUGCCUGAAGGAUCCGUGGAGCUAAUCUUUCCCUUCUCUCAGAUCCCUGUGGAUGUAGCAUCUCCAGCAGCUAGUGAUUUUGAGAAACAGAAAGCUGAGGUUGAAAAGGUUGUUGAGUUACACAGCUCCAUCACAAGGAGUUCAGACUCAGAGGGAGCAUUUGAAACACCAGAAUCAACAACCCCAGUGAAGACUUCUCCACCACCAACACGUCCUCUGACACCCCCACCACCACUUCUUCAGGCUGCAACAGAGCAGGAAUUCCAAGCUGAUGCUGAUCUGCAGGUAGAGGAGACAGCAUUUCCAGAAGAAAUACACGUCAGCCAUUCUAUCAAAGAGGUUGCACAGACUAGUGUUGAAACAGUUGAAUCCCACAGUAAGCCACCUGUUGAAGAAGAAGAUGUUCAACUAAAAUCUCCGUCACGUUCACUUUCUGUUGUUUUUGACGAGGACAAACCAAUAGCCAGUAGUGGAAGCUAUAAUUUGGACUUUGAAAAUAUUGACGUAUUUCAUCCUUUGCCUGGCUCUCCAACAAGUCCAAGCUCACCAGGAACAGGAGAGCCUGGGUCCAAACAAAAAACACGCAGAAAAUCAACAGACUCUGUUCCUGUUUCUAAAACAACAUUAUCACGAUCCUUAAGUCUGCAAGCUAGUGACUUUGAAGGUGCUUCAUGUGAAGGCAGCCUUGACUCAUCAUCAAAAUCACCAGAAGCCUUUAGUUUAGGAGCAGACAAUGCAUCUGGUACUCUUAAAAAAACAAAAAAGGCAAGGACAGCAUCAGUGAAAAAAAAGCAAGUAGUCAAAAACGUAGCAGAUGUUGCAGAUAUAAGCUUGAAUGUACAGGAUACGGAAUGUCCAGAGAUUAAUAAAGAUGUAACAGCUAAAGAACUUGUAGCAGAAACUGAAUGUAUGACUGUUGUAAGUACUGCACCCUUAGAACCACCGCAAGAGCAACGUGAAUCUGCACUUACAUCUCAUGCGUCUUACAGCUUUGAUCUGGAAAGCUGUGAAAGAACCGAUCCUUUUGUCAGUGUGAGCACAAGGGUGCUGAGUAGCCCACCUGGCACCAGGAAAGGCCUUUCCUUCAUAGCCGCACCAGAAACUACACAAGAGGUACCAUCAGAAGACACAAGGGAGGAGCCUCUCCCAACCAGAGGCCAGGCCUUGAGACUGGAAUUUGAUUAUUCAGAGGAUAAACCUGAGGGACAACAAGACAAAACACCUCCUCCAAAAAAACUUGGUAAGAAGCCAGGUGCCAAAAUGCCACUACGGAAGCCAAAGAUAGGAAGUAAAAAGCCUGUGGAUAAAUUAGAUAAUGCGCCUUCAUCACUUGUUCAUUCACAGAUUGAUGUAGAUGACAUUCCUUUGCCAAAAGUUUCUUAUGCUUUUGACCCAAAUCAUUGGGAAGAUCCAAAUUUUAAUCCAUUUUCUUCAGGAAAUAAGUUGCCCAGCUCUCCAAAACUGACUCGUCAGACAUAUGAUUAUGGCCAAUAUGACUGUGAUGAUUCCAUUGAUCCUUUCAAAUCAUCCACCAAGCUAGCUACUUCUCCUCCUCCCCAGUCCACAGCCUCAUUUGAGUUUUCAGCAAAUGACAAUGAAACAAAUGGAGCAGAUAAUGAGAAUUUAAAUAAAUCUUCAAAAAAGAAAAAAACACCUAUAAAGACGAUGGUAGAAGGUGUGGUAGAAGAUGUGAUGUCUGUGUGCUCUCUGUUUAAUACAUUUAGGGUUAAGAAGUCUCCAAAACGAUCAGAUGUAUCCAGUUCACCCUCGCAGGAUUCAACUCCUCUGUCAACUCCAGACUCGCCACCUGUCAUAACUACAGUGGAUCAUGCAACAGACGAGGAGAAACUUGCAUCUUCGGUCACCAGUCACCAGUGGUCUAAUAUGACAAUGGACCAUGAUGCUGAUAAACAAGAUUACUCUCAGAUGUCAGACAUGACACCCUUCAUAAAAGAGAAUCAUUUCAAUUCAGAAUCAGAUGUUGUUCUUUAUGGCCCAGCAGAUGAAAUAGAGUACAUGGAUAAAAUAGGCUCGCAAUCUCUAAAUGAAAAUGUCCAGAAGAAACAAUCCUUACAUUUGACAUUUGAGCCGUUAAGUGACAGUCCGUUGAAAUCACCCACAAAAUCUCCAGUGAAGUUAUCAGAAUCACCAACUCCUUGCUCUGGGUCAAGUUUUGAUGAAAUAGAUCCACAGCAGCUGCCACCAAUGAAAACCCAGCACUUAUCUUCACGGAUAUUGUCUUCCAGUCAAGACAUAUACUCACUGUCACCUGAGCAAUCACGAACAAAGGAUGUAGAUGAAGUAGUUACAGACAGACCUGAGCUGAUAUCACCCGAAGAACACAUUACUAGUGUUGAUGCUUUGCUCACUAGGAUAUCGCGACAACCUCCAAUGAGUGAUAAUGUUCAGUACCUAGACCCUGAAUUAGCAGAAAAAAAUCCUCGAGUAUUUGCCCAAAUACUGCAGGAAGAGUUAGAGUUUGCUGCAAUGAGGAUAGAAGCCCUGACGCUAGCAAAGCAGAUUACCCAGAAUUCCCUGUUGUGCUCCUUAGAUAAUGAGCAAAGGGAGGGGUCUGCUCCAAAUGAUGUCUCCAUCUCUAAAAGUGCACUUUACUCUCGAUCUGGAAUCAGUGAAUUGGUAGAUAUAGAUGGCUAUCCUUACAGCCAAAAUGAUUUGGAUUCUGAACUGAGAAAGGCCCGAGAAGAGAUUGUCACGAAGGAGAGAGAAGUUACAGAAUGGAAGAGAAAAUAUGAAGAAAGUAGACAGGAAGUGGUAGAAAUGAGGAGAAUUGUGGCCGAGUAUGAAAAAACGAUAGCGCAGAUGAUAGUCGUGCCUGAGGAUGAGCAGAGAGAAAAGGUUGCAUCCCGUCAUACUGUUGAUCAACUGGUCAUGGAGAAGGAACAGGCUUUAGCAGAUCUGAAUUCUGUAGAAAAGUCAUUGGCAGACCUCUUCAGAAGAUAUGAAAAGAUGAAAGAUGUAUUAGAUGGAUUUCGAAAGAAUAAAGAGAUUGAAGAGUUAACAAAGAUCUGUGAUGAACUUAUUGCCAAAAUGGGGAAAAGUUAAUUUUCAACAAAGUUUGGACAUCAUCAAAAAUGAGUGCAAUAUGGCCUCUGGCACAUUAAUGCCUGCAGUGUUAAUGUGGGCAAAACAAGCUGUCACUGUUUUCUUAUGCACUACUGGAUUUUCUUUCUAUGUCAGAGUGGUUGCUGUAUGUAGUACUUAAAGGACUGUGGAAAGUUCUUGCUACUACCUGCAUUUCUACUAGCAUAGAACAUAGCAAGUUCACCUCAAAGUUCCUGUAUCAGGGAGAUUGAAAAAUCCUCAGAUCGCAUACUACUGAUUGUAGAUGUUUUCUUUGUAAAUGAGUUCCUAUGUUAGCUGUUUUCUGGCGAUAUUAUUGUACAUUUCUGCAUGGGGGCUCCUGCUAAUGUUAAUUAAAGCCUUAAACAUGUGCAACUCCAAUCUGCAUUUGAUGAUUUGUAAAGAAUGCAUGUUUCCUAAAUAGAAUUGUCUAUAUUGUAAAUAAAAAAAGGUUUGGUUGAAAUAAUAAAAUUAAA